AUUAAGCUCCAUUAGCCGGAUCCAUCUUAGACGACACGUGACUCAAAUUUCUAUCCAUGAUCGUGUGAGAAAGCUCCAAGAAAUUUUGGGGACUUCAGAAGGGAGCAACACAACGCCGCAUCCUACUCAACCAGCCUCGCUUUCCCUUUCCUUUCAUCUGCAGGGCUAGAGUGAGGAGGAGUCAGGACUGGACCGAUGAAGAGAAUUAGAUUGGAACGGUUGGGCGGGCAAUUGCUCUCGCCGCGCAAGAACACUCGACCAUGUUGUCUGCGGCCUCGAAAUCCUCCUUCAACAAGCUACGUAGCUAGCUUUACAACCCACCAGCAGAUACGGUCACAGUCCACAGUUUCUUCGUCUAUCUCAGACGAAGUCGUGUACGAAGAUGGAGAAGAAUCAGAGAUACAGCCCCCGAGCAAGAGACAUCCUUCAAGCCCCUAUCCCUCACCACUCCCGGACGCAGCAUUAGGCUCUGCAAAGCUCGCUGCUCUACACGCCCGACUUUCCCUUCCUAAGAUACUGCCUCUACAGACAAUGGCACGCACGCUGGUCGAUCCGUCUGCAGACUCGAACACCCGCUUCAACAAUGCUUCGCUUGCUCAAGUUGGGGGCUCCUUGAUAUCUUACCACGUCGCAGAGUACCUACUCUGUACAUACCCACGUCUACCUAUUUCAGUUCUGUUCGCAGCGGCAUAUGCGUACAACGGGCCCAAAACUCUACAAAUGAUUGGGCGGGAAUGGGGUGUUGAAUCCGCGGCAGUUCCAGGCUCAGAAGUAGAUCCUGGUUACUUGCAAUUCUCGAAGCUACAGGCUGGAGCGGAGAUCAAGGCGCAAGGAGGGACUACGAGGCCGGACAAACUUUUUUUCUACAGGAGGGGAAUGAGCAGCAGAGUGGUAUACGAUGACGAGUUUGGAGACACGAUCGCGAGAAACAGAGAUGAGACGGAGCCUCUACCUUCCGAGACAGCAUAUUCGAAUUUUGUGAAAGCGGUAGUCGGAGCGCUUUACUUGCAUGUCGGGCGGGAAGCGGCGAAGACAUUCGUCAAGCAGCACAUCUUGAGCCGACAUCUGGAGAUAUCAACGCUGUUCCAGUUCAAGGAACCGAUGAGAGAGUUAUCGAGAUUAUGUGCACGAGAAGGGUUCGAACACCCAGUCGCGAGGAUGUUGAGUGAGACGGGACGGAGGAGCAGAUCGCCUGUGUUCGUGGUGGGCAUUUACAGUGGGAAUGACCAGCUUGGUGAGGGUGCUGGAGCGAGUUUGCAGGAGGCGAGGACCAGGGCUAGUGUCAAUGCUUUGAAGGCCUGGUAUCUCUAUAGUCCUGGCAAUAAUGUGCCUGUGCCUAGCGAUACGGAGUCAUCGAAUGCAAAGCCUUGGGAACCAGUGCAUAUCGAUAUGGGAGAGGUCAUCCACUAGUGCCCAACUAGGGUUUGUGGUUCAGUGGUGGAAGAUGGGGCAGAUGUAUGCAUAGCGAGCGCGAGCGUCCGGCAUUGUAUGAUGGAGAGGGAUGACUGGCGAGCACUCGAGAUCAGAGUUGACGCCUUGUGUAUUAUUGGAAUCUCCUUGCUUCAAAAUCAUGCAUUGUAGGAGCCUCGAUCAUUGGGUUGGAGUAGAUGUGUAAACAGCUGUAGAAUAUUUUGAUGGACCUGGUAGAUUCAAUGAUACACUACCCUCCUCCUAUCUUUGUCAUU
Cadophora gregata is the source of this 1685-nucleotide messenger RNA. RefSeq lists its product as uncharacterized. Gene Ontology annotation, biological process: regulation of gene expression; primary miRNA processing; rRNA processing. The transcript has a single exon. Gene Ontology annotation, cellular component: nucleus. The record is from RefSeq and is a predicted model, not a curated record. Gene Ontology annotation, molecular function: ribonuclease III activity; double-stranded RNA binding. Bases 196 to 1410 code for a protein of 404 amino acids. Lineage: Eukaryota; Fungi; Ascomycota; Leotiomycetes; Helotiales; Ploettnerulaceae.